AGUGCAGCUAUGCCUUGGAGACGAAAGCAUUUUAGGAAGAGAAAGAUCAAUAGACUAUAGAUACAGUCGGAUUCAAAGUUUCAAGCGUGCAUCUUAUUCCCAGUAAACCAGGGUUUUAUUUUACUGGCACCUAUCUUUUUUCGUGCCUUUAUUGUUUUUAAACGCAAAGAUGCCCAAAGGUUUCUUGGUGAAAAGGAACAGAAAGGCAACCCACGUCUCCUACAGGAUUCGCAGCGAUGAGGAAAGCGACGAAAAAAAAGAUCAGGCUUUGCUGAGAAAAAGCGAGCAGCCCUCACCAGCUUCCGCCGCAUCCAGCCCCGACCACGAAGGAGCAUCACCAAAGCCGGUGGCGGACACGCCAGUCGCGGCUCCGGAUGCUAAACCUAUCCAGUUCGGCAACCCGGAGGCUGUGUACCAAGGACUCUACAGCCCCACCCGGCCUGUCAGUAAAGAGCACGAGAGAAGAUAUUUCGACAGAAGUUUCAAUCUGGGCUCGCCUAUUUCCGCUGAAUCAUUCCCGACACCCGCCGCUCUCACCACUUUAGAUCAGCUUCUGUUUGCUCCCGUGGACUUAAAAAUUGGCACCAGCAACAGCAACCGCAGCGGUACCACCAGCAGCAUCACUGCCACUGCCAUCAGGAACGCCAUCAAAAGGCCAUCAUCCGAUAAUGAGCGGAAGGGGAAACCUGCCGCGAAGAAACCAAAAGCAAUCAGAAAGCUCAAUUUCGAAGAUGAAGUUACAACUUCGCCCGUGCUUGGUCUGAAAAUAAAAGAAGGUCCGGUCGAUCUAAAGCCGAGACCACUGUCAUCCGGAGGAAACAAGCCUUUAGGCGAGUUCAUCUGUCAGCUGUGCAAGGAAGAAUAUGUCGACCCGUUUUCUUUAGCUCAGCACAAGUGCUCCAGGAUAGUUAGGGUUGAAUAUAGGUGUCCUGAAUGUGACAAAGUCUUCAGCUGCCCGGCAAAUCUUGCGUCACACAGGCGUUGGCACAAACCUAGACCGCAAAACGCAACAAUAUCGGCUGCACAGAAUACCAAAACUGAUAUCGCCAAGAUGCCUUCAAGUAUCAAGGCUAUGUCCGAAGACGAAAAGGAAACAAGGAGUGAGCUUGCUAGUGACAGGGACACCCCCAGCCCCGGUCUGUCGGAGUCCGGAUCCGAAGAUGGUCUCUACGAUUGUCACCAAUGCGGGAAAAAGUUUAAGCGCCAGGCCUACCUUAGAAAGCAUCUUUUGGGACACCAAUCUCUGCAGAAUAAAAUACACGAAGACCAGGAAUUCCAAAACGCGGUGAAGGAGGAGACACUUAGCCCGAUUUCUGUUUCAGACGAAAGCCAAAGCCUAGGUCCCUUGAAUCUAAGCCCAGUGGAAUGUCUGCUAUGCCCGGUGUGUGGCGAGAAUUUCCCCAACAGGGCUAGCCAAGAGCGGCAUCUUCGCCUGCUGCACACGUCCCAAGUUUUCCCCUGUAAAUACUGCCCCACCACUUUCUACAGCUCACCGGGACUUACAAGGCACAUUAACAAAUGCCACCCCUCGGAAAAUAGGCAGGUCAUCCUCCUCCAAAUGCCCGUGCGCCCUGCUUGCUAAACACAAGUCGUGCCUUGGGAAAAGAGUAGCACCUCCACCACAAUAAGAACUACGUGCAGCACAAAAGUUCAGGUUGUCUAUGUGUCGGAGGGUUUACCUUUCCUUUCAAACCAAUCAAUGGCUAACGAAAUUUUAUGGAACUAUAACUUGAAGCAUAUAUUUUCAGAUUUCUUUUCAAUUAGAAAAAAAUCAAGACGUUAGAUUGACUGUUAAAAGUAUUUUUCUAGGACCGCUGAACACGUGUUAAUGUAUUAGCUUCUAGACCUAAGAAAUGGUUAUUAUAAUGUAGGUGUACCUGUUGGCAUAAAAGCCUUUAAUUCACAUGCUGUACAUGUAUCUUUCAAUCUAGCUUUAUUAUAGCUUGUGAAACGCUGGACAUUUUGCCCCAUCUUGAAAUAAAUCAGACUCAUUUAAAUUUAGUGUAGCCACAAAUGCCUUUAGACUUAAACACGUGAAUGAUGCUGUAAAACUGCCUUAAAAAAGUUGUCAAAUAAUGAUUGUUUUUCUAAUGAAGUUGGCACAUAUUUUAUUAUCGUUAUCAAUCGGAUUGCAAUGUUUCUUCAUUAUAUGUAUUUAUUUAUUUAUUCAAAAGUGAUAAUUUUAUGUAAAUUAUUGUGUUGUGUGAUUUAUUCGGUGAGUCAUUCUGGCAUUUUAUGUCGUAGCCAAAUGUUUCCUCUGUCAUAUUUAUAUAUAAGUUGUUUUAAAUGUUGUAGAUGGUUUACAAAUUUACUACAAUCUACACAGCUCUUGUAAAACGUAAAGCUCUUAGGCGCAGUCUUUUCUAUUCACAGGCUAUUUUCUUAAAUGUUAGCUUUUCUAGCGCUUUAAUCGUAUGUUCCAACUGUGUUGCCUA
Messenger RNA from Conger conger (European conger), 2435 nucleotides. It is a transcript of the gene insm1b, whose product is annotated as insulinoma-associated 1b. NCBI's taxonomy places the organism in Eukaryota, Metazoa, Chordata, Actinopteri, Anguilliformes, Congridae. Bases 170 to 1582 code for a protein of 470 amino acids. The transcript has a single exon. The record is from RefSeq and is a predicted model, not a curated record. Gene Ontology annotation, molecular function: RNA polymerase II cis-regulatory region sequence-specific DNA binding; DNA-binding transcription repressor activity, RNA polymerase II-specific. Gene Ontology annotation, biological process: neuron differentiation; regulation of cell cycle process; negative regulation of transcription by RNA polymerase II. Gene Ontology annotation, cellular component: nucleus; transcription repressor complex.